Closterium sp. Naga37s-1 is the source of this 2044-nucleotide messenger RNA. The record is from the annotation of a GenBank genome assembly. Lineage: Eukaryota; Viridiplantae; Streptophyta; Zygnematophyceae; Desmidiales; Closteriaceae.
GUCUCUUUCAAACACCGGUCUGACGGGAUCCAUUCCCAGUGACAUUUACUGGCUUUCUCAGCUCUCUUAUCUGUCUCUUUCAUACAGCAGUUUAAUGGGAUCCAUUCCCAGUAACAUCUACGGGCUUCCUCAGCUCUUUUAUCUGUCUCUUUCAAACACCGCUUUGACUGGAUCCAUUCCCAGUACCAUUCGCUGGCUUGAUGAUCUCACUUAUCUGUCUCUUUCAUACAACGGUUUGACAGGCUCCAUUCCCACUGUCAUCGGCAGGCUUACUCGGCUCUCUUAUCUGACUCUUUCAAACAACAGAUUGACGGGCUCCAUUCCCAGUGACAUAUUCACGCUUCCUCAGCUCACCUAUCUGUCUCUUACAAACAACAAAUUGAAUGGUUCCAUUCCCAACAGCAUCUCCAAGCUUUCUCAGGUCACCUUUCUGUCUCUUUCAAACAACAACUUGACGGGUCCCAUUCCCAACGGCACCUCCAUGCUUCCACAGCUCAUUAAUCUGCGUAUACAAGGAAAUCGCCUGAAUGGAUCUAUUCCAUCAUCUCUCAGCCGCUUGAUCAACCUGGUUAACCUGGAUCUCUCAUCCAAUGCCCUGAGUGGCCCCAUGUUCACCAACUUCGCCUUCCUUGAUGGCCUCACCUCUCUAAACCUCUUUGAUAACAACCUUAGUGGGGAGAUUUCGUCUGAGAUGGGAGGCCUCACUAAAUUGAAGUACUUAAACAUCUCUGGCACCAACCUCACAUGCCCACCCGACAACUCCACCUGUGGCGUAAAACAAUCUCCCAAAACUUCAUUUUGCCGCACGUGUAGACCCUUCUGCAAUACUUGCACCAACCAAUCCGCAGAAAUCAGCAAAGGCAGCAGCGGCAGCAGCACCACCAGUUUCAGCAACAGCGAUUCUCCUUCAACAGGGGAUGGAGGUGGAAUGUCAGUGGGAGUCAUUAUUGGCAUUGUUGUUGCUGCUGUGGUCCUUCUCCUGCUUCUGGGCGCCACUCUGCUUUACGUCCGGCGCAGGAAGGGCGCGGAUGGCAGCCUGGCAGCCUCGCACUGUACGGAGUUCUCAAUAGAGGAGGUCGUCAAGGCCACCAAUGACUGGGCAAAAGACAACCAGCUGGGCUCGGGUGCCUUUGGCGAUGUGUACAAGGGCGUGUCUCCCCGCGAUGGCACCACCUUGUGGGCUGUGAAGCGCGCCAGGCUGAUCGAUGUGGACUUCCAAAGGGAGAUCCAGCAGAUGGCCGACAAGAACCAUCCCAGCAUUGUGAGGCUUCUUGGGUUUGCGAUCGGAGGCGACUUGAGGUCACGGCCGGAGCAAGUUCUCAUCUAUGAAUACGUGCCCAAUGGCGACCUUCGCGAAUGGAUUGAUCCAAAUGCCGAGCGCCCGCUGACUCUGAAGCAGCGGCUGGACAUUCUGAUCGGCUUGGGACGGGGCUUGGAGUACCUCCACAGCUUUGGCAUCGUGCAUCGCGACAUCAAUCCUGGCAAUGUCCUCAUCACCGACGACAUGCAGGCAAAGAUUGCAGACUUUGGGCUGGUGAGGAUGGAAAAGGGCACUUCUGUAAGCACGACGCGUGUCAUGGGCACACCGGGCUAUGUGGAUCCGGCCUACUUCAGCACAUGCAAGGCUACCACUGCCAGUGAUGUGUACAGCUUUGGAGUGCUCAUGCUGGUCGUGUUUACGGGACGCCCACCAUUCGUGGAGGCUGAUGGAGAGGGCCAGCUGAUCACAAAAUGGGCAUCCAACUGCCUCUCCUCGGAGGACUUGGGCAGCCUCAACCACCCCACCAUGGACGCCCCUGCAGACGCUGUGCUGCGUGUGGCACGGCUCGCCCUCUCCUGCACUGCAGAUCGCUCUGCAACCCGCCCAAGCAUGGCACACGUCGCCAACGAGCUGCAGGCCAUCCGGGAGGAGGUGGUGGGGAAAGAGGAGCUGAGCGCGGCUGUCAAAGUGGAUGCACAGGUCCAAGAAAAGGAGGUGGUUGCCAAUGUGUUAAGCUUUGACGAGCAGCUUCAGAUUAUUGAAGACAACUUGGCUGAAGGAUAA